Molecule: messenger RNA, 696 nt
Organism: Ceutorhynchus assimilis (cabbage seed weevil)
Lineage: Eukaryota; Metazoa; Arthropoda; Insecta; Coleoptera; Curculionidae
Source: the annotation of a GenBank genome assembly
CGGACAUGUAAAUACGUUUUGGUUCAAAUGAAUUCCUAUUGAAACUUAUUCAGAUUUGAAAUGUUUCUGGUAUGUAACAUGCAAAAUAUUACUUUAUUUAGGGGUUUAUAUAGGACUUAUAUUUUAUUUUUAUGAACAAAAUGUAAUAGGUAUGUCAACUUCAAAUAGUGACAUAUAAGUCAAAAUUUUUGUUUGUACGCACGAUGCCCUCGGACAUAAUUUUAAGAAAAAAUCGUAAAAAGCAACCGCUAAACGAAAAACUGCAAAAGUUUUUGGACAUCAAAAUCCAAAUGGCAAAAGCGGAUUUCCUCAGGUGUCUGGACCGCGAAAUAACGACAAUAGAGGACUUCGAAAAUCAACAAGAACAGUUAGAAGCGAUAUUGAACUUAUAUUUGGGACCCUCAAAAUUAAAAGAAGAAAUCGAUCGAGGAUUUAGAGACUCAGAACCAGAAAAAGAGGAAACAAUAAAUGAACUCGAAAGAAAGGAGUUCAGUGUUUUGGUUCAAGACAACUUGACAUGAUAAAAUAGUGCUUGUAAUGGACUGUUUUGAAAAUAUUGGUCUGUAAAGUUUCAAACUCGGGUUUGGCCCGAAAUAAAUUUUAAUUAAAACAAACGGUUGUCGUUCAAGUGGUGCGUAACCACUUCAAAUUCGAGUGAUUGCGAAAUUUAAUCGAAACGAUUUAAUUAUAAAUUAG